AUGGACCUAUUAGCAGAUAUUGAGAUGCUUGACUAUAAACCAGCGGAUACAGCUAUUGUUGAGAAUCAUAAACUUGGAGUUUAUGUGGAUCAAGUCCCAACUAACAAAGAAAGAUACCAAAUGUUGGUUGGGAGAUCGAUCUAUUUAUCACUGUCACGCCCUAAUAUUGACUAUGUCAUAAGUGUUGCUAGCCAAUUUAUGCAUUCACUUAGUAAGGAUCAUAUGGUUGAUGUGAUGCAUAUUUUGAAUGCUGCUACAAAGCUUCAAUGUGAUAGCGAGUCUGCAUUUGAAAUUGCUAACAAUCUAAUGCAACAUGAUCGAACUAAGCAUGUAGAAAUUGAUCGACAUUUCAUUAAGGGGAAGCUGGAGCAUAAGUCAAUUUAUAUACCUUUUGUGCCUUCUUCAGAGCAACUUGCAGAUAUAUUGACCCAUGCUAUGUCAAAGCGUCGAUUUGAAGACCCACUUAACAAGCUGGGCUUGGGAUGCGUAUUGAUGCAACAUGAUUGGGUGAUUGCUUAUGCCUCGAGGCAACUCAAGAAGCACGAGCAGAAUUACCCUACCCAUGACUUGGAGCUUGCUCCAGUGGAGUUCAGCACGAGACAAAGGCAUUGGCUAGAUUUGAUUAAGGACUAUGAUUGUACGAUCAAGAAGUCUACUGGAAGCCUAGCUCAUCUUCAAAUAGCUUAUCUACCAUUACUGGUGAAACUGCGGAAAGAUAGAGUAGAAUUGGGAAUGAGCCAACAGGGUGGACUACUUCCUAGUUUGCAUGUGAGGCCUAUUCUGGUUGAAAGGGUGACUGCAGCCCAAUUGGAGGAUCCUGCACUGUGUAUGAUAAGACUAGAAGUAGAGAAUGGUACACGGACGGAUUAUGCAGAGAGAGAAGACGGAGCCUUAGUAAUUGGAACUCAUCUCUAUGUACCCAAGAACGAAGACUUAAAGAGAGAAAUCAUGGAGGAGGAAUGCCGUACACACACCAAUACAAAAGAGUCGGGCAACAGUGAUGAGAAGAAAAUGCUCUUCCAUGGUCCAGUAAAGUGUUGA
This is a messenger RNA of Prunus armeniaca (apricot), 1041 nucleotides long. The record is from the annotation of a GenBank genome assembly. Lineage: Eukaryota; Viridiplantae; Streptophyta; Magnoliopsida; Rosales; Rosaceae.